UUCAUGGAGAGACCGAAGAGAGAGAGGGAGAGAGGUAAGGGGUUGGGAAAAAUGAGAUUGUAAGAACACAAACAAAACUGAGGAAGGGAAAUUCAAUUCCCUUCGUCGUCUUCAACGGCCAAAUUCAUCAAUCUCACACCCCAAAAGGGUGAGAGAAGAAGAAAAAAUAUCAAACAACACCGUCGUCUUCAAAGACAAAAUCUAGUUCCAACAACAACACAUGUGGGUUUUUGGAUUGUCGUUGCAGCAGGAACAACAAAACUCACUGUGUUUUUAAGGUGGCCAUUAUUAACAUGAGCACCACCAACGGCAACUCCUACCACCACAAUAAGACGGUCUCUCCCUCCCCUUCCGUGGCCGCCUCGGUGGUAUCUUCCAAUGUCAAAACCAGAAGGGUCUACCAAGUUUGGAAAGGAAACAAUAAAUUUCUAUUUGGUGGAAGAGUAGUCUUCGGCCACGAUGCAUCAUCUCUUUUCUUAACAUCGUUCCUGAUUGGAGGUCCAGCAAUAACAUUCUGCAUAAGAAUGCUGUUAACAAUAAAAGAGGAAGACCCUCACUAUAGCCACCACCUUGUACUUAUUGGAGGAGUGAUUCUCACAAUUUUGGAUUUUACUUUUCUCUUUAUGACAUCUGGUAGAGAUCCAGGAAUUAUCCCCAGGAAUUCACAUCCACCUGAAUCAGAUGAAUCAGUUGACACAAAUACACCAUCUAUGGAGUGGGUAAACAAUAAAACUCCUAAUCUGAAACUACCUAGAGUGAAGGAUAUGAUAGUCAAUGGCCAUACAGUGAAGGUGAAAUUCUGUGAUACUUGCUUGCUAUAUCGUCCACCUCGUGCUUCCCAUUGCUCUAUCUGCAAUAACUGUGUGCAGAAGUUUGAUCAUCAUUGCCCUUGGGUUGGUCAGUGUAUUGGAUCACGUAAUUAUCCAUUCUUCAUAAUGUUCAUAUCAACAUCAACGUUGUUGUGUAUAUAUGUGUUCGCAUUUUCUUGGGUUAACCUUCUUCGAAAUAGCGGUAGCUUGUGGUCAACCAUGUCACACGAUGUCCUCUCGGUUACUCUCAUUGUAUAUUGCUUCAUAGCCGUUUGGUUUGUUGGUGGGCUAACAGUAUUCCAUCUUUAUUUGAUCUCCACCAACCAGACAACUUAUGAGAAUUUCCGCUACCGCUAUGAUAAGAAGGAAAACCCAUAUACAAGGGGAAUUGUGACAAACUUUAAAGAACUUUCCUGUUCCAAGAUUCCAAGAUCAUUGGUCAAUUUCAGAGCAUGGGUUAGAGAAGAGGAUGAUGUUCAAGAUGAAUCCUUUACUUCAGAUCUCGAAAAGGGUUUCAUAAGCUCAAAACAGAAAUUCGACAUGGAAAUGGGAACUGUGUAUGGCAAGGAUGGCAUGCGAGUUCCUAAUAUUUUACAGGAUUUGGAUUAUAACGGCAUUGAUGAUCAUUCGAAGAAGAAAGCAGGAGCAAAAGAAACUGCAUUUGAUAUUUUUGUUCCUGCUGAUCAAGAUGUAAAAUAUGCCCAAUGGAAAUCCAAACCUGGAGUCAAUGCUCAUGACGAGAAGCAAUAGCUCCUUCAGAUUGCAUUGCUGGUUCUUUAGAGUAAAAGAUCCAUUUGGGCAUAUCCUGAAAGGGAAUAUUUAUAGGCAGUGGAUUUUAGAGGUUGGAAUGCUGUUUCACCAAUGAACGGGGUGGCGUGAAUGGGGUUGAGUUGUGACUUCUUUUUUUUUGAAUGGAAGUUGUAAAAGGAAACAAAUGAAAUUUGUCAAUGGUAACUCAUGUUCUUCUCAGUUCUCAGUACUCAAUGGAGAAAAGAUUGACAAAGUUGCAAAAAAAUUGUCACACGUUCACAUAUCAGUACUGCAAGACAUACAAAUGAAUGAAGGAGCUAAAUUAAUGUAUGUUGGACAAUGCCUUUUCUUUCUUUUUUUCCUUAGCUUUAGUGUAAAAUGCGUUAUAUUUGCAUGCUUGCUACUUCUCCAUUGUGACAAACGUUUUAUUCAAAGAAAUCAAGGUUUCAGGUACCCCACAUGGGGACCAUGCUUUCUCUCUUUGU
Messenger RNA from Lotus japonicus, 2044 nucleotides. Its product is annotated as probable protein S-acyltransferase 1. NCBI's taxonomy places the organism in Eukaryota, Viridiplantae, Streptophyta, Magnoliopsida, Fabales, Fabaceae. Gene Ontology annotation, biological process: peptidyl-L-cysteine S-palmitoylation; protein targeting to membrane. Gene Ontology annotation, cellular component: Golgi apparatus; endoplasmic reticulum. The transcript is spliced from 6 exons. The record is from RefSeq and is a predicted model, not a curated record. Gene Ontology annotation, molecular function: protein-cysteine S-palmitoyltransferase activity. Bases 294 to 1559 code for a protein of 421 amino acids.